UAUACCGCGCCGCAUUCACCCUGGACUAAUCAAGCAGCAGCCGUAAAAAAGCCACGGAAUAGCCCAGCGUAUAAUCAGCUGCCGGCGGCAGCUAAGGAAUUGCUAAUUGCGGGAUUGUUUCCGCUAGCGCUAAAUUCCGACUCGGGCCGCUUGGGACGUGGUGUGCUACCGGCGGCACUCUUAGCUCGCGAUCAUAUCAACCAGCGACAUAAUCUCCUCAAGGGCUAUGAAUUACAACUGGAUGUCAAUGAUACAGCGUGUGACGCGGCGCUGGGAAUAAAAGCUUUUUUGGAUAUGUUGUACAAAAAGCCAGGAAGGCGACUAAUGGUAUUCGGAAGUGCCUGCACCGAAGUUACAGGACCAAUUGCUCAAGCCAGCCAAUUUUUGCAUCUUGCUCAACUUUCAUAUGCGGAUACCCAUCCAAUGUAUGACCACUAUAAAUUUCCGAACCUAUACCGUAUUGUGCCUAGCGAAAACCAGUUCAAUUUCGCACGCUUGGAACUCUUGCGCCAGUUCAACUGGACAUACAUUGCCACUUUGUACCAAAAUGAACCGCGUUACUCUCUUGCUCACAAUCAUCUAAUGUCCCGAGCCAAAGAUGUUAAUCCACCUUAUAAACUCCUCGCUCAAAGUAGCUUUACUGACAUUACCGAAAUCAGGAGCGCACUGGAUAGGUUUCAACAGAGAGGGGCAAGGAUACUAUUUGGAAGUUUCAGCGAAAGAUGGGCAAGGAUUAUAUUCUGCGAGGCUUAUACGAGGCAAAUGUACGGUCGCAAAUACCAGUGGAUCAUAUGGGGCGGAUAUAAUGAGGAAUGGUGGCGAAUCGAAGAUCCGGAAAAUCUUAAUUGCACUACGGACGAGCUGGUUACCGCUUUAAAUGGCUACAUAAGUACCGAUAUCCUGCCAUUAAGUUUAGACAAGAAACGCCACACCGAAGCCGGACUGGAUGCCGGCAGCUAUGAAAAACUGUACAACCGCAUCAGGCAGGCCGAUUACAGCCGCUUUCAUGGUUACACCUACGACGGCGUAUGGGCAAUGGCCAAAGCCAUCAGCAUUGUGCUUAAUGAACUUCCACCUUGGGAAUCCAUCGAAGAUUUUAACUACAAGAGUGAAAAAUGGUCUAAACGUUUCUUGGAAGCACUUAAUGAUACGGAGUUUAUCGGCGUUACGGGACCAGUAAAGUUCUUCCAGAAUGAGCGUGUUGGAAGCAUCCUGAUUAACCAGUUCCAGGUGAUAUCCGAUACUGUUGGAGCAGGAAAAGAGGAAAUAAUCGCGCUUUAUGAAAACGAAAGCAGCACACUCAACUUCAGCGUUGGAAGACCCAUAUUUUGGCAUGGUAAAUCAGCGCCAAGAGAUAGCACCUAUAUCGAAAAUCGCCUUGAACAUCUUAACCUGGCGACAUUUAUUACCAUGACCACUUUAGCGAUCGCCGGUGUGAUCCUGGCCGUGACAUUCCUCGUUAUCAAUGUCAAAUACAGGAACCACAAGUAUAUCAAAAUGUCCAGCCCGUACCUGAACAACGUCAUCAUCUUUGGCUGCAUUAUGACGUAUUUGAGUGUCAUUUUACUGGGAAUCGAUACCGGCUUAGUGGACAUGGAGUAUAUACCGGCUGUUUGCACGGCUAGGUUAUGGGUGCUCACAAUUGGAUUUACGCUGGCAUUUGGAGCCAUGUUCAGUAAAACGUGGCGAGUUCACGCCAUAUUCACCAACAUUAAGCUCAACAAAAAGGUGAUAAAAGACUACCAGCUAUUCCUGAUUGUGGCCGUCCUUUUGGUGGCCGAUUUAGUGAUUCUGCUUACUUGGCAGCUGCAAGAUCCCUUCCGAUUCGCCCUGAAAAAUCUGACGGAAUUUGAGGACAUCACCAACGAUUAUCUAAUAAAGCCUCAGAUUGCCUACUGCAUUUCUGAAAAUAACACCAUUUACUUGGGCGUUACCUACGCCUUUAAGGGCAUUCUCAUGGCCUUUGGCUGUUUCCUGGCCUGGGAAACGCGACAUGUCAGUAUUCCGGCGCUGAACGACUCCAAAUACAUCGGGAUGAGCGUGUACAAUGUUGUGAUUAUGUGUGUAAUUGGCGCGGCCAUUUCCAUUAUCCUCACUGAUCAGCAGGAAUACGCCUUCAUCAUUAUCAGUGUUUUUAUUAUUUUUUGCACAACCAUUACUCUCUGCCUUGUUUUCGUGCCUAAGAUUCUGGAAUUACGGAGAAACCCGAAUCCGGAAGCCAAACGUGUCCGAGCCACAUUGAAGCCAGCCAAAAGUAGUAAACGUGAAUCAUUCAGUGCGGAUUUGCAGAAUCGUAUUAAAAAUCUCCAGGACCAAAAUUCCAAGCUCAAGGAAGCUCAUCAAGCGAAACUGACGGAUCUAAAUAAACUCGUAUCCGAACUGGGCGAAGAGGCUCGUGACAUUCUGCAGCAGCGGAAGAAGAGCACGCGACCGCGCCCGAAAAUUAACUUCAAAGGUUUACCAUCGGACGACGACGAUGAUGAUAAUUCGUCAGUCAAUGGUGAAUCCUCACAGGAUGACCAGUCCGAUCACUGGCCAUUGGUGGAAACAUCCGCCGUAACCAAGUGCGUGUAUGUGCACUACCGGCCACGAAAGAACAGCGUGGAAGCGGUCACGGUCUGCACUAAUGUCUCCGAGCCGUCCUCGAACUCACAUCGACCACACCUGACGGGCAACAGUCUGCCCCCGAUAACGGAUGUUGAAGAGAGCGAACUAAGCAGCAAGCACGCCGUAACGCCGGCAAAGGACACCACCAUUAACGACAUCUUUGGUGGAGUGUACAUCGGCGGCGCUCCGCCACCAGCUUUCAGGAGACCAUCAGAGCCAAAGGCCGAACAGAAAAACAUCAAAUCCAUCAUCAAAGCGGAGCCUGUGAUAACGGAAAACCAUGUUCCGCUGCAAACACCAAAUGCCAAGAUGGCGGUAACGCUAGAUAAAGUGUCUUCUAUUUCCGGAGACGAGCCGGGAUCAAUUUUCUCCGACCCAGACAUAGAUGACGGUCGUACCGCCGCGUAUUCGCCCGCAAUCAAAUCGCGACAAAGUGCUCAACAAGGCCAUUCCCAAAUCGGAAUCUCUCUCCGCAACAAUGGUCAAUCAGGCCGAUGAGGCCCAAUCAAAAAGAAGUGGUCGAUGUGAUGUGAUUGCUUCGUUGUAGAGAAGAGAGCAUUUUCAGUGCGGUGCCCAUGUGUUAAUUUGCACUUCUGCCAAAAUCAAAACUUUUUACGACACUGUGAUUCCGCAAUACUGUUUAAAUUAACAAUAAAUUUAUGAGACGAAAUUUAAAUGAUUUUUCUUUAAUCGUAAGGCGUAAAGCGUCAAUAAACUGUGGUCGAAUAAAAGCUUUACCGCCGCAAA
This is a messenger RNA of Paramacrobiotus metropolitanus, 3354 nucleotides long. Its product is annotated as gamma-aminobutyric acid type B receptor subunit 2-like. NCBI's taxonomy places the organism in Eukaryota, Metazoa, Tardigrada, Eutardigrada, Parachela, Macrobiotidae. The transcript is spliced from 21 exons. The annotation marks the transcript as partial. Gene Ontology annotation, biological process: gamma-aminobutyric acid signaling pathway; G protein-coupled receptor signaling pathway. Gene Ontology annotation, molecular function: G protein-coupled GABA receptor activity. Gene Ontology annotation, cellular component: G protein-coupled receptor heterodimeric complex; membrane. The record is from RefSeq and is a predicted model, not a curated record.